CACUCAACACACCUGCCCCUCCCACAUCUGUCACUCACCUGUCGUCAAAUUAUCGCGAGGCGAGAUCUCGCGCUGUGAGGGUGUAAACGGAGCGCGAGGAAGGUCAGGAGUUGUGUGCUCAACUUUAACACCAUCGACAUCAUCAUCUACAACAUCAUCUACAACAUCAACAUCGAACUUUCCAGAGGUAACCACGAGCGUCGUGGUACGACUCAGAACCCGUGGCCGCCGAAUGUCCUCCACGCCCCUCCGCACGGCCCCUGAGCACGGCGCCAUGCAGAGCGACGAGUCCGAGGAUGAGUACGACGCCACCGAGAUGAAGCGCCUGGUCAACGACCACGACGCCGGUGCGGGCGUCCUCUCCGAGCCGCAAAAGAGGCGGCGUUCUCGCCGGGGUCCGGACGAGGCGCCGUGCGCGGCCUGCACGUGGACGCGCGCCCUGGGGCUGUGCGCGGGCGUCCUCGUGCUGUGCGUCGCGGCGGCCUCGUUCGCCUACCUCUCGGGCGACUCCGGCCACACCGUGGUGGACGUGAAGCUGCCGGACGGCGUGGCGCUGCGCGGCCUCCACAGCACCUUCGCCUACGCCUUCCUCGGCAUCCCCUACGCCGCGGCGCCCGUGCGGCGCUGGGAGCCGCCCCGCAGCGUGCAGGGGGCCCUCUGGAACGGGACGUACGCGGCCACGGCCUACGGGUCGCCCUGCGCGCAGCGGGGCCCCGCGGGCGAGGUGCUGGGCCGAGAGGACUGCCUCUACCUGAACGUGUGGACCCCCACCCUGGGUGGCGCUGCGCGGCUCCCCGUGAUCGUGUGGCUGCACGGGGGCCACCUGACGAGGGGCAGCGGCCACGAGGAGGGCUUGGCGCCCGGGGAGGAGACGGCGGCGCAAACCAACGCCGUCUUCGUCAGCCUCAACUACCGCCUGGGCGCGCUCGGCUUCCUGGCUCUCAAGGAGCUGUCGGACGAGAACCUGGAACACACUUCGGGUAACUACGGCCUUAUGGACCAACUGAAGGCGCUCAGGUGGGUACAGAAAAACAUCGAGGUCUUCGGCGGAGACACCGGCAACGUGACGCUGCUGGGAUACGAGGCGGGUGCGGUGUGCGCCCUGGCUCUGGCCUCGUCUCCCGCCGCCCGCGGCCUCUUCUCGCGAGUCGUGGCCAUGAGCGCCUCGUGCCGCAUGCUGCAGCCCAGCCUACGGGAGGCCGAGGAGCGUGGCCGCUCCGUCUACAACGGCACGAGCUGCGGCGACGGGGACCUCGCGUGCCUGCGUGACGCCGAGCUCACCAGCCUCCUCGCGGCAUCCCCAUUCGAGGACUACGCCGCAUGGGAGGACUCGCGUCUCGCCUCGGAUUUCCCGGCCCCCAAAAGCGAGGAGGAGCCCCCCUUUUUCCCAGCCGUAGUGGACGGGUGCCUCGUGCCCACGCCGCUGGCGCAGGGCAUCUCGAGGGUGAACGUCUCCCUGGUGCUGGGUAACACGCAGCAGGAGGUGGCCAUCAGACCGCCCUACCCCGAGAUGGAUCGGUGGACGGCGGAGAAUUUCAGCUCCACCCUGAUGGAGAGGAUUGAGAACCUGGACCCAGGGCGGCUGUCCCAGCUGCUGCAGCUCUACCCCUCGGACUGCCCCCCGCCCUGCCCCGGAAAGCAGUACUGCACCGCGGUCAGCGACCUCAAGGUCACGUGUCCGCUCGAUGACCUCGCCAACGCGACCCGGAGCAGGCAGUGGGUCGCUGGCUCGCCCUCCCCCCGUGUGUACCGCUACGUGGCUGCGUUUGUCCCCGAGUGGGGUGCCGAGGCGUCGCAGCGGCCCCUGUUCGCGGCGCGGGGCACGGACGCACGCGCUUUCCUCGGCACCCUGAGCGCCGGGGGGGCCAAAAUCCACGACCGCGAGUGGGGGUUCACGCGGCUCGUGCGCUACUACCUGAUGCGCUUCAUCUCCACAGGCUACAUGCCGGAUCAGUGGCCCGAGUGGCCGGGCGCCGCGCUGCUCUCGGAUGAAUUCACUCCGCGCCACGUCUCCGUGAAUGAGUGCUGCGAAUUCUGGAGGCAGAGCUCCGAGCAGGGUCCAGCGAGAAAAUAACGAGACCCUGCGUGCCGUGGGGCUCCCCAGUCAUUGCGCCCCCCUCUACCCCCAGAGCACCUUGCACGCCAGGGGCAAUUGGGGAGGCGGGUGGGGGUCGGUGGCUAGGAGCGGAUGAGUCCCCCGGUAGAGGUGGGGGGGGGGGGUCCUGCACCUCCCUCUUCUCACCCUGGAAAGGGGGGCAUGCGGCUCCGGGGUUACAAACUCUGGUCUCGGGGUCAUGGUCGGGGGGACUUGGGGUCAUGGGCAGCGAUGUCAGGAUCACGGGGAAUGGUCAGGUCAAUUGAGGUGUCUCUAAUUAACCUGGACUAUAAUGGGCGGGCUGAAGACACUUUAUUCUAUGAUGAUGUGAUGAUGAUGGUGGUGGUGAUGAUGUUGGUGGUGGUGAUGAUUGGAUUUUUUAUUUAAUGAUUUUUUUACGUUACCCGAGGGAUUCACUCUGGGGGCGGGGUGGGGGUGUCGGCAAGACUCAAAUAAAAGCCCUCACUGGAUGUUGAUGAUGAUGGUGGUGAUUUUGGUGGUCAUGGUAGUGAUGGUAAUGGCGAUUUUCAAGAUGGAGAUGAUGGUCGUGGUGCUGUUGAUGGUGGUGGUUAUGAUGAUAGUGUUAUGGUGCUGAUUUUGAUGCUGAUUUAUAUGAUGGUAGUAUUGCUGAUUUUGAUGACGAUCUUGAUUUUGAUGAUUGUGGUGAUUCAUAUGAUGGUAGUGAUUAUGAUUGUGAUUUUUUUUGAUGACGUAGAUGAUGGUGCUUUGAUGGUGACUAUAAUGUUGGUGGUGAGUUUGAUCUCAGUUGUCAUGAUGGUAUUGAUGACGUGGUGAAAUAUGGUCCAACAACUCCCGACGACUGGCGCAGGUUGAGAGGGCUCUCAUACAGCAGUGGAUUGACGAGGCUUGUACGCGUGCAUGGAGAUGCGUGGGGAAGCGGUUGGUCCAGUGCCGGGGUUGAGCUGGUGGAACCUAGCAUUAGAUUUGAGCAAAAAUGGGAAAAACUACAUACUGUACAAGUGUGCGCACGUGUCCACCACACUGAUUUGAGAAGUCCCGGCGAGGCAUCUCCAGGAUCCAGGCUCGAGAAUCCCGGCUCUACAAUCCACACCAUGUACUCAAAGGGUCCAUUAAAUCUGCUGUGUGCAGCUGCUGGGAUAAUUGAGCAGGCGUCCAGCAGUGGAUCUAGCAUGGUGACGACACCAGACUUUCCCCGUGUCGGUACCGCCUGCACCUGACGCCGGAUGAACCAUGGCACCAGUUCUUAUGAACGACGACACUAAAAUAUGAGACGCAGCAAUGUAGGUGGCAACCUCGCUUCGGUUCCCAGCCACGGCUGAGAUCAGUGACGAGUGGCAUCCCAACCUGCCCCGGGCUCCGACUUGACCCACCUGCACACUGACCGGCGUGGUGAAGUAUGGUUAAACAACAGGAGGCGACGCGACAGCGGGGGAGCACGCGAGGGAGGAGGGGAGAGAGGGAGGGAUGGGGAUACGUUGUGGAAGGCUCUCCUGUUCUCGCCUAUUGCAGCAGCAGCAUAUUUAGACGAUCCGCGCCGAGGCCUGCUACUCUGUUUUAACGAGGUCGUGGAA
This is a messenger RNA of Petromyzon marinus (sea lamprey), 3648 nucleotides long. Its product is annotated as carboxylesterase 1E-like. The record is from RefSeq and is a predicted model, not a curated record. Lineage: Eukaryota; Metazoa; Chordata; Hyperoartia; Petromyzontiformes; Petromyzontidae.